AUGAAUGGUAGUUUGUUGUGUGUGUUUCUUCGUCUUUUCGUUACAUGGGGGAUUGGCUACGUGCCGAAUGGAGGAUGCUUACUGGAUGGUGUGAUGAAAGCUGUGGGGUCUACUGGAAGUGAAUUGGGAAGUAACCCACCAUAUAUUGUUGUCUAUAGGUGCCCCCAGCUGAGGCGACUUGUUAUGCCAGCUUGGAACAGAAUAAAGAAUGAUGUAAUUUGCGAGGCCAUUCGUACAUGGAGAUGUCUUGAAUCCUUGACAAUGCCUAGUAUAGUAGAUCCCCCUUAUCUUAUAGAGGAAAGAGCCCUAAAUUGCAAGAACUUCAAUGAACUCAAGGUCAUGGGUCCUUUUGACGUUCUCUUUGCUUCUAUGAUAGCCAAAUUUCUUCCAAAUUUGAAGGCUUUGAGCUUGAGAUGCUCAAUGAUAGUUAAGGAUGCCCUAAUGCUAAUAUUAGAUGACCUACCAAACCUAGAAGUCCUCAACAUAUCACAUUGCCUUCUUAUAGAAGCUCCACUACUUCCUUCAUCGAUGCCCGAAAAAAUUAUUAGGAAGCUAGAUAAAAUUAUCUUGCAGAAGGCUGCUCAAUUACGUGAGUUCUUAACAUGUACUAAGCAUUCGUGCAUCAUGUGCCAGCGUACCCGAAGUGAUGAAGGCUUUCUGAGGUGGUACAAGUAUGAGGAAGGCCUAUGGAAAAUUGAUGAGGCGAGGUCUCUUGCUCUUUGA
Pistacia vera is the source of this 723-nucleotide messenger RNA. Its product is annotated as F-box/LRR-repeat protein At3g48880-like. The record is from RefSeq and is a predicted model, not a curated record. The transcript has 2 exons. Bases 1 to 723 code for a protein of 240 amino acids. Lineage: Eukaryota; Viridiplantae; Streptophyta; Magnoliopsida; Sapindales; Anacardiaceae.